AUGGGCAGUUAUUGUACUUAUUAUAACUGUCUCAGCGACGACUUUAUAAUUAAUGUGCAUAAAAGGCAGCAAAGUAAAAAUAUUCCAUAUACUAUAACCGAAACAAAUUUUUGUCGGAUGAUGAAAACCGAAUUUGAAUGUACAAAAUGUUGUAUUUGUUAUAAGGAUGAUUGUAAUAAAGACUUUAAAGAAUGUGAAGGUCACGGGACAAAAGCUCAACGAGGAUUUAAAAUAAAGCCUAAUCAAAGCCCAAAUAAAAAACCUAUUUUAAAAACAAAAUAUCCAAUCACAACAACUACAACUGCAAUUACUACAACCUCAACUACAACAAAAGCUAAAACAAUUAAAGAGAGUGAGACAACAAAGGGUAAUAAAAUUUUUAAAAUUUUGGUUAAAAUAAAAGAACUGCAACCAGGCCAGAUUUCAUGUCAAUAA
Messenger RNA from Meloidogyne enterolobii, 435 nucleotides. The record is from the annotation of a GenBank genome assembly. Lineage: Eukaryota; Metazoa; Nematoda; Chromadorea; Rhabditida; Meloidogynidae.